Molecule: messenger RNA, 874 nt
Organism: Centruroides sculpturatus (bark scorpion)
Lineage: Eukaryota; Metazoa; Arthropoda; Arachnida; Scorpiones; Buthidae
Exons: 2
Coding region: 96-746 (216 amino acids)
Source: RefSeq, a predicted model, not a curated record
AUGCAAAUUACGGAGUAACUUAUAAGGCGGUCGACGUUUCGCUUACUUUCAUCCUCGGACCGGUAAACGAGCUCGAAGAACUUCGAAAUUAAAACAUGGAAGACGAAUCCAACGGAAGAUUCGAAUGGAAGAAGUGUUGUUGGAAGACUACGAUUUUUUAUCUGUAUUCCAUGUGUUUUUUCCUCAUCUUUUUUACCGCGGACACUUAUUUCAGCUACAAAGAAGAAUACGAACUGAAAUUCAACCUUCUGCUGGCUUUCGCCGUUUUUCACGCCGUACUCUGCCUGGCUCACUUGUCUAAAGUCCUAUCGCUGCGCGUCAAGUGUCGACGAUGCAUUUCGUGGCUAAUCCGCCCGAUUCGAGAACCUUCUCCGGAUCACGACUACCGGGCGGUGGCCACCUAUCGCGGAUCUACCGGCGCCUGGGACGUCGGGUUCGAGAGAGAGGGUCGGACGAUCGGCCUACAACCCUCUCCCCGAUCGACUUUUUCCACCUUAGGAAACAUCUGCCAACAACCCGACGGAGCUUCGAAUUUCGUGGACGGCGUCGACUCCGCUUCCAGUAAGGAGGGAAGCGGAAGAGGAGAGAGAAUUAGUUUUACAGAUUCCGGAAGCGUGACCUUACCCAGCAUGAGUAGUUCACCUUCCGCGGAAUCGCCGGUCGGCUCCAAUCGAGCCGUGGAAGAAUGCGUUCGAGUCUUUGGUCAAAAACAGCCCGGCAGUACGAAAUUUUGUAAACAGUCUUAAGUCAUUUUGUAAGACUGCUCGUUUUAAGUUUGAGCGACGUUUUCAUCGAAAUCUAAAAUGUCUUAAAUUUGUUGUUUUUGUUGUUCGAAAUGUUUUUAUGGAUUUUUAUUAAACUAAGUGAUCUAGAA